Molecule: messenger RNA, 1456 nt
Organism: Meloidogyne enterolobii
Lineage: Eukaryota; Metazoa; Nematoda; Chromadorea; Rhabditida; Meloidogynidae
Source: the annotation of a GenBank genome assembly
UUGUUAGAAUAAAUGCUGAAAAUGUUAUUGAAAAAAUGAAUUCUGAGCGUGUUUGGUCUAAUAUUGUUAGUUCUCAACAUUAUAUUAAUGCGUUAUCAAGUUUUUGUUGUGCCCUUUUCAAUUUCCGUCCACAAUUUAUUGGUGAUUUGAUGAGAUUAGAAUGUGAAUGUUUACGAGGUGGAGAAAAUGUUUUAAAAAAUGUUUGUGAUGCUGAAAGAAUUGUUGCUGUAUCUAUUCUAUCUUCUUUAAUUACAAGUUGUCCUCACAAAAAUGGCGAAUUUGAUUCUUCUUUGUUUUGCGAUGUUUUUGGAACGUUGGAAGGAGCUUUAAAAGAUCAACUUUUGACUGUUCGAAAAAUGGCAUUACACGGAAUUGGACAAAUUAGUCAUUUAAAAGGGCCUGAUGCAGAUGAAUUAAUUUUAUGUUUUUCUUCACGUUCAGUGGAAGCUGCUUUAGCUGGUUUAGAUGAUUAUUGGGACAGACAAGACCAAUUAGCAACAGAAUCAAUAGCUUCAUUAGACUCUUUAGUUGGUAUAUCUCAACCAAAAUUAAUUUUAAAUGUAUUACCUCAAUUAUUAUUAAAAAUUCGGCCGUGUUUUGAAAAGGAAAAUGAAUUGCUUAGAUCUAGCGCUUUUUCUCUUUUUGCUGGUUUAGGCUCUUCUGUUGGAAAUUAUGAUAUAUUUAAAGAAAGUUUACAUAGCAAUAUAAUUAGUAUUUUGUUACAUUUAAAUGACAAGGAAGAAAAUGUUAAAUUGAGUUGUGCCAAAGUUCUUUCAACAUGUAUUCCUCUACUCAAUUCUGACCAUGCCACAACUUUGGUAGAAAAUGAAUUAAUUAAUGAAAGGUUACCAACAAAUUAUUCUGAUUUUCUUAGACAAUUUGGACUUAUUUUGUCAAUUUCAUUUCCUGAUCGACUUAAUAAUUAUGCUUUGGAUUGCAAUAAUUUCUUUAGAAGUGCAUCUUUUCAUAUACGUUCAAAUGCUGCUUUACUUAUGGGAUUUAUGUUAACUGCAUUAACACCAGAAUUGAGAGCUACAUUGUCUACUGAUCUUAUUUUUAGUGGUUUAAUGCAGCUAAUGAAAGACCCUGAAGAACAAGUCCGUUUAAAUACUUUAUUUGCAAUUUCGUUGCUAUAUGAGUUUGCCUAGUCAAAAAAUAAAAUAAAAACACUGGUGACCUUUUUGCAUAUCUUUCUCUUUAUUUGAUAGACUAUCACUUAAAUGUAUUUUAUUGUUGUUUUUUAAAUUUAAAUUGUGUCUAUAAUUUGCUUUUAAAUGCUUCUUAAUUUCAAUUGUUUCCAUUCUGCAAUUAAUAAAAUAAAAAUUCGGUACGUUUUUGUCGGCAAAAAAUUCGGCCCAAAAAAAUUUUAAAAAGCAUUUAAGUAUUUUUUCAAAUAAAUAAUGUGGAAUGAAAUAAUCAUUUAAAACAAGGUCUAAAGUAAAUGCCUUAAAGCUGG